AUGGCGGCCGCAGCGCUGCUCCGGGGUGCAGCUCCAGGGCGCGGCGGCCGGGCCUGGAGCUGGCGGCUGCGCGCUGCCCCGAGGCAUCGCCUGGGCCACAGCUCCUGCUGUCACCGUGGUGAGCCCGCAGGCAGCGCGGCGUGGGCCUGCUUCCUACUGGACGAGCGCGCCCUGGUGCGCGUGCGUGGGCCGGACUCUGCGCCCUUUCUCCUGGGUCUGCUGACCAAUGAGCUGCCACUUCCAGGUCCUGCGGCCGGCGAGGCUUCGACUUCGGCGCGUUCGGGCUACGCCCACUUUCUCAACGUCCAGGGACGCACCCUCUAUGACGUCAUUCUCUACGGGCUCCCUGAGGGCUCCCAUGAGCAGCCCACUUUCCUCCUGGAGUGUGACAGCUCAGUGCUGGAUGCACUGCAGAGGCACCUGGUGCUGCACAAGAUCCGGCGGAAGGUCACCGUGGAGCCAUGCCCCGAGCUGCGGGUGUGGGCCGUGCUGCCCUGUGCCCCUGAGGAGGCCGGCAGGGCUGUGCUGCUGCAGGAGAAGGCCGAGUGCACCACCAUCCUCACCCGUGAUCCCCGGACUGCUCGCAUGGGCUGGCGGCUCCUCUCCCAGGAUGAGGGCUCAGCCCUGGUGCUCGGGGGCCGUCUUGGGGACCUCCAGGAUUAUCACCGACACCGGUACCAGCAAGGCGUUCCCGAGGGGGUCCACGACCUGCCCCCAGGAGUAGCCCUGCCGCUGGAGUCUAACCUGGCCUUCAUGAAUGGUAUCAGCUUCACCAAGGGCUGCUACAUUGGCCAGGAGCUGACGGCUCGCACCCACCACAUGGGUGUCAUCCGAAAGCGCCUCUUCCCAGUACAGCUCUCAGGCCCCCUCCCUGUGGGCAGCAUUGUCCCUGGCGCCUCUGUGCUCACCAAGUCGGGGCAGGUAGCCGGCAAGUACAGGGCAGGCCUGGGGGACGUGGGUCUGGCUCUGUUGCGGUCCGAGAAAAUCAAGGGUCCUCUCCACAUCAGAACCUCUGAGAGUGGCCUUGUGGCCUUAACUGCAUCUGUGCCAGACUGGUGGCCCACAUCCACUAAGUAG
Molecule: messenger RNA, 1077 nt
Organism: Lipotes vexillifer (Yangtze River dolphin)
Lineage: Eukaryota; Metazoa; Chordata; Mammalia; Artiodactyla; Lipotidae
Gene: IBA57
Product: iron-sulfur cluster assembly factor IBA57
Exons: 3
Coding region: 1-1077 (358 amino acids)
Biological process (GO): iron-sulfur cluster assembly
Cellular component (GO): mitochondrial matrix
Molecular function (GO): protein binding
Source: RefSeq, a predicted model, not a curated record